GGGUGAUGCGUACGUGCGGUGGUUUGGGAUCUCGGCGUAGUCUGAGCAUAAACUGGGAAAUAUCUUGGCUGUCUGACGGUGAGCGGUGUGACUACGGGUCUGGAGUGUUCGGUGAAUGCAUGGUUUCCGCCGAUAUAAGUCGACUCGUAGCCGCUAAACGGGUACCACUGGCUCUUAGAACGGGCUUUUAGGCUGUAUGUUUCAGAGCUAAUCCUCCUAGCAGCAGCAACAAUGGGUGUGGAAGUCGAAACAAUAUCUCCCGGUGAUGGAAGGACAUUUCCAAAGAAGGGCCAGACAUGUGUUGUCCAUUACAUAGGUAUGCUGCAGAAUGGGAAAAAGUUUGACUCGUCUCGAGACAGGAACAAGCCCUUCAAGUUCAAGAUCGGAAAGAGUGAGGUCAUUAAGGGUUGGGAGGAAGGAGUAGCACAGAUGAGCCUGGGCCAGAGAGCUAAAAUCACCUGCACACCAGACAUGGCUUACGGAGCAGUAGGUCACCCCGGGGUCAUCCCUCCAAACGCCACGCUUAUAUUCGACGUGGAGCUACUCAAGCUGGAGUGACCCCCCCCCCACGGUUAAACCCAAAGGCUUAAUGAGGCUGCGUUUGCCACAGGGAGACCAUAACCAGCGGCUGCCUCCCACAAUCCACCUCUGUUUUUUUUUUUUUUCUCUUCUUUUUUCUUUUGUUGAUUUCUACAGUUUUAUCCAGUUCACUGUUUAAAGGUAUCUACUGUUGCUUUGUUGCCACUUCAUCAUAACACAUAGUACAAGAAGCAAAUCACAUGUAAGACUGUUUCACAAACACUGUAUUUUUUUCUGUUUGCGUCAGAAAUGCUUCUUUUGUUCGAUUUCGUUUAAAGUUGUAAAUUUUGUUGAAUAGAUCUAAGCAGUCACUUGAAGAAAAGCCGUUCUACUUUGCAAUCAAAACUGCCUUACAGUUGAAAACACAGAGGAAAGGUACAUGUUGAAGUGCAGUACUGAAUACUCUGUACACUAACUGGGCAUUACCACUGUCUGCAUUGCCACUUUGAUAAAGGUUUGUCCUGCUGAAUGCUCUAACUGAUGUUGCUAUGUUUAGUAUAUUUUAUAUCCCUCAUAAACAUUUACUGCAAAUGUACCUUACAAUACCCAACAAUACUGUACAGGACUCAGUGACAGCCAUUGCUACUACGACAGUUUAUCGACCAACUCUUGAAUAAAAAUGGCAUGUACUGUGUUGAGAAA
This is a messenger RNA of Sphaeramia orbicularis (orbiculate cardinalfish), 1221 nucleotides long. RefSeq names its product FKBP prolyl isomerase 1B (gene fkbp1b). Gene Ontology annotation, molecular function: peptidyl-prolyl cis-trans isomerase activity. NCBI's taxonomy places the organism in Eukaryota, Metazoa, Chordata, Actinopteri, Kurtiformes, Apogonidae. The record is from RefSeq and is a predicted model, not a curated record. Gene Ontology annotation, biological process: protein peptidyl-prolyl isomerization. The coding region runs from base 232 to 558 and encodes 108 amino acids. The transcript is spliced from 4 exons. Gene Ontology annotation, cellular component: sarcoplasmic reticulum membrane; cytoplasm.